GUCGAACUCGAAGCUUCAUUUUCGUUGUUUUGGCCAUUCGAUACCGGUAUGACAGAAAAGCAAAGAUGGAGAAGAAGAGUCGGUACCCGCAAAAAUUCCCUAUCAAUCUUAAGGAACUUCCUCCUAUACUCCCAUCCACCAUUACCACAAUCUCUUUCAAGGUGAAUCAGAGCACAAAACACCGAGAGUUUGCAGAGGAAGAUUUUGAUUUCGUUGACAAAACUGGAAGGGGAGACUCGAAAGCUGAAGAUGCUUCUUGUCUUCCUACCAAACACAUCGAUCCCGACACAGUCAAGACCAAGACCAAGAAGAAGAAGAAGAAGAGUAAGAGCAGAAAUGUGAUUUCGACUUGGCAGUCCUACUCAAUUAAUGAAGGUUCUCCGAAGAAGGUAUCAGCAAAAGCUAUCUUGUACGAGACAUGUGAUGCCAAUCGUUGGAAACCUCCAUCGUUUAUAUGCUGCCAAGAGGAAGGCCCCUGCCAUCUAAAAUCGUUCACCUUCAAGGUUGUAGUUGAGAUAAAAGGUGAUGAAGAUGUAGUUUUGGAGUGCUUUGGUGGCCCUCAGUCAAGGAAGAAAGCAGCAGAAGAGCAUGCAGCAGCCGGAGCACUCUGUUACCUAAAACAUGUGGGUUAUUAUUCUUAAUCAUUGGAGGAUAUAUCACAUGAUGGAGCAUCAAACUUUACUCUGAUCAUACCAACUGGUCUAUUAUCCAGUCUAACAUAGAAAUAGCAGAGUAUUUGUUCAUGUUUUAACAUAUUAGACGUUCUUCAUCAGAAAUCAUUACUGGUGGCUUGUAUAUAUAUGUUAACGUAUCAGCAUUUGUUUUAGAAGAUAACUCAUUUUUUUGCA
Molecule: messenger RNA, 848 nt
Organism: Tripterygium wilfordii
Lineage: Eukaryota; Viridiplantae; Streptophyta; Magnoliopsida; Celastrales; Celastraceae
Product: ribonuclease 3-like protein 1
Exons: 4
Coding region: 66-641 (191 amino acids)
Source: RefSeq, a predicted model, not a curated record